UAAACGGUAACCUAAGUUUGAUAGAUCUGAAACAUUAAUUUAUCGUUGUUGCUCGUAUUAAAAAAAAAAACUUUUCCUUUGCAAUUUCGUCGAUCAAUGAAUAUUUUCUUUCAUAAUUAAAUGGUAUACGUCAUUGCAGAAUGAAUUAUAAAGCACGAUAUAGUGAUUUUAAUGUUGUAAUAAAAGUUCCCUGUUCAGUGUAACGAUAUCUACUUUAGUAAGUAUUCCAAUUAUGAUGGAGUUGUAUCGCGGAGAGAAUCUCAAAGAGACUGUCUGACACAACAUGGCAGAGAAUAUUUUUAUCCGAUAAUAAUUCAUAAUAAUUCUAAUGCAAUCUUGAUAUAUUAAGGAAAAAGAAAAGAAAAGGAAGAAGAAACAAAGUCAAAGCUUUCUGUUUUAUUUGAAGUGAUAUCGAUUUAAUCAAACAGAAUGGAUAUACGGGGAAUCGAAGUAACAAAUCAACUUAGAAGUGCUAUUCGUGCGAAGUUAUUAGAGUUAGGAGUACGUUACGAUGAGGAAUUACCAGAUUAUAUUUUAGUAAUGGUAGUGAAUAAAAAAUCUCGUCAACAAAUGCACGAAGAUUUGUAUUUAUUCUUAGAAGAAAGUACGACUCCGUUUGUAGAUUGGCUGCACGAUCAGGUUUUAAAGAAGCUUCAAAAAGUAACAGUCGCUAAGAAGAAGUCGUCGAGAGAGUUUGUACCGACUGUUAUAGUUAAACAAGAAGAAGAAAGGAAGAAAAGGAAAACGUCUACAACAUCGUUUUUGGAAGAUCAGACGACUGAACAGAAUGCGGAGAAGCCUCCUGUUAAAAAUAUAAAAGAUGAUAAAUCUUUGCAUAAACAAGUUGGAAAGACAAUCCCGUCAAAUCAGACUAAUUACGUAAAUCACAUUAAGGGUUCGGAAAAAUGCCCUAAGGCAGCGCAUAAUGAAAAUAAAUCUAGCAACGUCUCCACGCCUACAAAUCAUCAGAUACAAGAAAGUAAUACUACGAAGGAUACUACUUCCACGGAAGCUACGAAAUCUGCAGAUAUUAAUAGGAACUCAAAGACAAAUAAUACUUCAACAAGAAGUUUAAAGAGACCUUUAGAAUCGGGAAACGAACAUAACGAAUCUUCAGAGAAAAAGGAUAACGACGGGAAAUUAAACAAAUCGUUAGAAGAAAAUGACAAUUCCCCGGAAGACAACGUUAAAAAACUGAAAUCUUUUGUAGUCUCGGUCAAAAAUCGUCUUGGCGUUGCAUCACCGAGAAAGAAAUUUGAAAUCUACAGAGAAAGAGCGGAUAAUGAAACACGACACAAACAAUUAGAUAAACGAUUUGAUAGAAAACGAUUUAAUAAUAGUCAUAACGCAAAUUCUCAACGUAAUAGAAACUUCGAAAUAGAGGAACGUACAAAGAGAAAUAGGGAGAUAGAGAUAAGACAACAAGAAACAGAUAGAGUAAACGACAUAAAAAGUCGAUUGGGUACUAUUAGGAAUGAUCGAUCAAACAAAAUGCUUGAUUUGAAGGAUAAAGGAAAUUCUAAUUUGAAAUCAAAGAUACCUGAGAAAUCAACAGGUAGUGUAAAAGAUCGCCUUGGAAUUAGCAACGUUCAUAGACUUCAGAAAUCGGCAUUAGAGACGGUAGAAUAUAAGAUUAACAAAUGCUUAGAACAAGACCGUAAUACUUUAACGAGCAACAAGAAUAUAAAAACUAGACUAGGACCGUUAAAAAAUAAUUUCAAACCAGUAAUCUCUAAAAAUUAUUCGAAUCCACUUAUUCAACCUUCUCAUGGUAGCGAAGAUGAUCCUUCGCAAGUACCUAUCGGAGCAGAAUUAAACGAUGAAGUGGAUGAAGUAAACGCUGGUCCUCUUAAAUCUCAUAUAAUAGCUGUAAAGAAAUCUACACCGCCAAAGACUGAAAAAAAAAGAAUUAAAGCCAUAGAGAAAGUUAAUAAAAAGAUAUCAAAUAAUAUGGACGAUGAAGAAAUCGAAGACGCUAAGCUUCCAAGUAAAGUUAUUGUGACUCCAAGACCUUUGAAGCCUUUGCAGCCACUACAGAAACGUGCGACACAAUCAUUGUUGCUAAGAGCAGUUGCAGAAGCCAAUCAAUCGGUCGUCAAACAGAAGAAUCCAGAACCAUGUUUAUUGGAGAAGAAACCAGUUUUGAAGCGUCUUAGGCCAGCUCCGUCGAGGGAAUUAAGCCAAAGUUUGUCUGUACGUUUUAAUGCUAAUAAGAGGCUAGUCAUGGAGAAAAUUCAAGUCGAAUUAAAUACAACGGACUCUGUGGAAUCGGAGCCUAAACCUUAUAUGCCACACGUCACCGAUGAGCAUAUGGGAGUGGUGAUGUCUCUAUUCCAAAGAAGCGAUAACAACCAAAAGUUUUUAGUUACUUUAAAUGGAUAUAAUAAUAAUCUCGCAAAAGAGAAAGCUAUUUCCGACGAUGAAGAACGCUUAGAAAUGGAGGUAAACGAGGACGAUGAAAUGGCACUUUUAACGGUACAGAACGAUACACUUGGACAAAGUGAUUCGGAAUCAAAUGUUUUACGAAUAACCGAGGUGGACGAUGAUGGUGACUCGAUUAUAAAAGACAUAAACGAAGAGAACAAUGAAAAUUGUAACACAGAAAAUGUAGACGCCGUUGAGAGUAUACCAACAAAAAGAAGAAAACUAAGUCCGAUAGUAUAUAACAGAUCUCAUUCACCGAGUCCAGUAGAAGUAAAGUCUACAAUGAUAUAUGGUAGCGUAACAACAACUAAACACAAGAGACCGAACGUAGAGAGCGGUGUAUCUACGGUGAUCGAUAAAUCAAAAGAGAAAUGUCGAUAUUGGCCUAAUUGCACUCUUGGAAACAAGUGUGCAUUUAUGCAUCCUGCUGUCAUGUGCAGUGCAUUCCCAGCGUGCAAGUUUGGAGAUAAAUGCGCAUACAAGCAUCCAAAGUGCAAGUUUGGAUUAUCUUGUACAAAAUUAGGAUGUGUAUUUUCGCAUCCCACUCAACAAUGCAAAUAUCAUCCUUUCUGUAACAAACCUGCUUGUCCGUAUUCGCAUCCUGUAGCGCAUACUGCGCUAACGUCAGAAGCUAAUACACAGAGAGCAAAGUUUACAUGGCGAAGAAGCGACUGAAGAAACACUUGUUAGAUCUUUAUAGAUCUUAUUAUGGAUUUAAUUGUACAUAUUUUUCAGUUCGUUCAAUAUGAUUGAUGAAUGAGUAAACUAUUGUCACUUUGUACAGAGAAUGAGAUAAGAGAGAAAGUAAGAGAGAGAAAGAAAGAUAGAUAGAGAGAGAGAGAGAGAGAGAGAGAGAGAGAGAGAGAGAGAGAGAGAGAGAGAGAGAGAGAGAGAGAGAGAGAGAGAGAGAGAGAGAGAAAGAGAGAAAGAAAGAGAA
Messenger RNA from Vespula vulgaris, 3361 nucleotides. It is a transcript of the gene Nab2, whose product is annotated as zinc finger CCCH domain-containing protein 14. The coding region runs from base 430 to 3099 and encodes 889 amino acids. The transcript is spliced from 7 exons. Gene Ontology annotation, cellular component: cytoplasm; nucleus. Gene Ontology annotation, molecular function: metal ion binding; poly(A) binding. Gene Ontology annotation, biological process: regulation of mRNA stability. The record is from RefSeq and is a predicted model, not a curated record. Lineage: Eukaryota; Metazoa; Arthropoda; Insecta; Hymenoptera; Vespidae.